GCUCGACGUUGUUGCGUUUGUUCUCGCAUUCCGUCCCGUUGAUUUUAUUUUCGAUUCGUCGCGUUUUGCACCGAGCAAUUUUCCGAUCGCAUACGCGCGAGGUAUCGACGAUUCCGACGCGGUCUGACACGUGCCUUUCCUCCACGCAAUUACGCGCUUACGUUAACGCAACGCGAUAUCGGCACAGCUUGCCGCAGUGAUUUAGGUUGCGCUUUGUCCGCAUUUGACGAAGACAACGUUUGAGUUGAAUAAUAUCUGCCGGGGAUAAAUUUAUUUUUUUCUUUUUUUUUUAUUGAUAGACACACCGUGUGUCGCGUGAGUGGCUACCAUUUUCUGUUUUAACCUCCAAUUUGUCGCGAGACUCGGCUGUCGGCCCAACAAAAUUCUUGAUUCCCGUUGGAAAAACAAGGAAGAGAAUCCUUCUAUACCGUAGAACAAAGAUUCGCACGAAAAAAUGCCACAGAACGAAUAUAUCGAGAGGCACCGUAAGCUCUACGGUCGCCGUUUGGAUUAUGAGGAAAGAAAGAGGAAAAGGGAAGCUCGCGCCCCGCACAAACGAGCCGAACAAGCCCGCAAGUUGCGCGGUCUGAAGGCCAAGAUGUUCAACAAAGAACGACGGAAUGAGAAGAUUCAAAUGAAGAAGAAAAUCAAAUCUCACGAGGAGAAGAAAGUCAAAGAAAAAGUUGACAAGCUGCCGGAAGGAGCGUUGCCUGUUUAUCUGCUGGAUCGUGAUAUCACCAAGCGCUCGAAAGUACUGUCCAAUAUGAUAAAGCAGAAGCGGAAAGAAAAAAUUGGCAAAUGGGACGUUCCCAUUCCCAAGAUCAAAGCGCUUUCGGAAUCCGAAGUUUUCAAAGUAGUGAGGAGCGGAAAGUCGAGGCGAAAGGCUUGGAAGCGAAUGCUGACCAAGGUGACGUUUGUCGGAGAGAAUUUUACAAGAAAACCACCGAAGUUCGAAAGAUUCAUCAGACCGAUGGCGCUGCGAUUUAAAAACGCGCAUGUUACUCAUCCCGAGUUGAAAGCAACGUUUUCUCUGCCAUUAAUUGGGGUCAAAAGAAAUCCGAGCUCGCCUAUGUACACGAGUUUAGGCGUAAUCACGAAGGGAACCAUUAUCGAAGUGAACAUCUCGGAAUUGGGUCUCGUGACGCAAUCGGGCAAAGUUGUGUGGGGAAAAUACGCGCAAGUUACGAAUCAUCCGGAAAAUGACGGAUGCAUUAAUGCAGUUUUGCUAGUAUAGAUUGGCAAUUGUUGUUUACUCACUGAUAUUAUAAUUUAUAUGUUGAUUGUACACCGACAAGUUCUUGGAAAUAAACAGAUUCGCAUAUGAAA
Molecule: messenger RNA, 1326 nt
Organism: Pseudomyrmex gracilis
Lineage: Eukaryota; Metazoa; Arthropoda; Insecta; Hymenoptera; Formicidae
Gene: Ip259
Product: ribosome biogenesis protein NSA2 homolog
Exons: 2
Coding region: 455-1234 (259 amino acids)
Biological process (GO): maturation of LSU-rRNA; maturation of 5.8S rRNA
Cellular component (GO): preribosome, large subunit precursor; nucleolus
Source: RefSeq, a predicted model, not a curated record